CCAGGCAUUACGGUAGGAGGGCCGCGCCGCGCCUCUUCCACCUGCCUGCGCGCUUUAAAGUUGGGGCCGGGCGGGAGGCGCGAUGACUCGGAUCCCGGUGCGCGGGCGGCAGCUGCCGGGGCGCAUCGCCGUCCCGCGGACGGAGCAGGGCCGGGGCGCGACCCGCUUGGCGUAGGGGGAGUUUUUCUCCGCCUGCCUGCUUUUGUCGUGCUACCCGGUGGCAAAGGAGGGCCGGGGGCGGUCUGGUUGGCCCAGGAAAUACCCAUGCCUGCGGCGGGUCAUCUGCGCGGCUCGGCCGCCGGCCCCGCCGCCGGUUACCGCGUCUCCGCGCCCCCGCAGCGGCCGGGCGGCCGCGGGUAGUGCCGGCACCGCCGCCGCGGACCCCUCCGGGGCAAGCCAUGGAGCCCGUCGCCCCGCCAGACCUCCGCGACGUCGAGCAAAAGCUGGGGCGCAAAGUGCCCGAGAGCCUGGCGCGGCCGCUGCGCGGGGAGGAGCUCCCGGGACGUCCCGCCGCCGCCGCCGCCGCCCCCGCCGGGGCCCCGGGCCCCCGCCGCCGCCGCGCCGCCGCCCUGGCCAGGCUGGAGACGAAACUUCACCUCCUGAGGCAGGAGAUGGUUACUCUCCGAGCCACUGAUGUGAAGCUUAUGCGCCAGCUACUCAUCAUCAAUGAAAGUAUUGAAUCAAUCAAGUGGAUGAUUGAAGAGAAGGGCAUUGCCAGCAGAGGUAGCAGUUUGAGUGGCAGCCUGUGCAGCUUGCUGGAAAGUCAGGAGACAUCCCUCCAUGGCAGCUGUAACAGUUUACAAGACUGUAGUGACGGACUGGAUGGAAUAUCGGUGGGGAGUUAUUUGGACACCUUAGUGGAUGAUGUCCCUGGCCACCAAACUCCUUCAGAUAUGGACCAGUUCAGUGAUUCUUCUAUUAUGGAUGACUCACAGCCUCUGCAUAAACAUCCCAAAAUUGAUUCUGAUGAGUACUACUGUUUUGGUUAAUAAAAAAAAGUUCCAGUGGGACACAAAUGCACUUGUACUUAUCCUUUUUCUUUGCUGCUAUGUUAUUUCAUGUGCAAACCCGCCAAACUUCUCUUGAAAGGAAAACAUAAUAUGAUACUUUUAUUCCACUUCAUAACUCUUCUGUUGCUUCUAAUCCAUGUUCUCCGUGGUGGGUUGGGCUUUCCUCCUCCUCACCUUUUCUUUUUCUUAAUUUAUUGUUGUAAUUUUUUUUUUGUUUUUUUUUUUUCUUUUUACAAUGCUGUAUUUACAGGCCUUUAAAAGUGGUGAAGGAAAAGCUUUAUCUUUAAAAUGAGACAUCAGGGAAUGAGAGAAACAAUUUUGUACUUGUUAGCAAUAAAAUAUCUUCUGAUAAAUAUAUGUUGUGAUAAAUUUUCUUGACUACCAGGUCUGGCCUUUCCAAAGACAUUGUUCUUAUUGAGCCUUAAAUCUGAAACUUGAAAAUACCUCUACAAAAUAAUUUUCCUCUUGUAAGCAAUGAUAUUUGAUUCUGUUAAGCUGUCUCCACUUGGAAUAUAAAGUAAACUAAACUUUUCUGUGUGGGAUUUCUUUCUUUCUUGAAUGUUUUCAUCCUUCUUGUCUAAUUAUUAUUUUAAAUUCUGGGCUUCAUUGGUGUCUUGCAAUGAUGCAUCUAAAUACUGGAAGGUCUGCGUAAGACUAUAUUUCAUUUUUGUGCUUCAUACCUUUAAUUUUCAUUGAACCUGCUGUUGUGUAAGCACAGUCUGUAUCUGUAAAAAAAUGAAAAAGGCAUCCCACAUUAAAAAUACCCAAUUAUAGUAGUUUGGAUACGGAGCCUAAAAUUCUCAGCAGAGUUAUUUUAAAAAUGUAAUUAAAGUCCUGACAAUUUUUACUCUGAAAUUUUGAGGGAUUUAGUGGGCACUGGUGAAACAUUUUACAGGAGACAACAUGCUAGAAGACAUGUCCUGGUUUGCUUUUGUAUUCUCACCCUCAUCCUUAACAAGUAUACUUCGUUUUUACCAAAUAUUAUUACUAAGAGAAAGUGUUGCCCUGCUGUCUUUUUGUUUCCUGUUUUAAAAAUAAGAGUUUGCUUUAACCUUUUCAUGCCUACUGGUACAGCUGAGAGCUAUGGCUAAUCAUUUAUAUUAGAAGCACCUGAGAAGAAAAACAGAAACAAACUGUGUGGAAAGUCUGGCUUUGAGGCUCCCCUAGCCCAUGCUUUUGUCCAGAAAAUUAGGAAACAGUUUCGUCUUGUAAUUUCUUCAAAUCAUAAAAAAAUGAGAUUUUAUCCUUCUACAGUAAAGAAAAAAUAAGAAUGAAAGAAAUAGAAUCCAACUGGACAUUUUAACAGAUUAAAGAACAUCUAUUUCUAGUUUACAGACAGUGAAAGAGAUGUUGAUGCUUACACAUCAUCUAAAAGUGUCCUUUCUUGCCAUGUCUGAAUUACCACUGCCAGUAAAUCAUGAAAUACCAUCACUGAAGAAACUAAUCUUUGCCAAGUGUAACACAGGCUCCCUAUUUAAAGUAUCUUUUACACAUUCUGAAGGAAUAAAGCUAGUAUAUGCAGCAGUCAGCGUAUGUUGGUUUGGUUCAUUUUGAGACAAAGUUAUAGUCCAAUAAGUUUCUGCUCUUCCAAGCCAUGUUUCCAUGGACCUGUCUUGUCCAGCCUCGAUCAACAUAAAAUUUGGAGGAAAGAUAAAAACUCAAGAAACUGAAAGUGACAAUUUGUGCAUUGUGGUUAGCUCCAUUACUUCUCAGUAGACUAGACAUCUGUGUCCCUCAAAAUUAAAGAGCAAGAUACGUAUAUUUUGCUUCAGAUAUCAUGAUUUAUUGAAAUAGAAUGAGUGAAGAAAUGUGUCAUUACCAAGAACGAGUAUUCUUAGUUGAACUUCUGAGAUCAACCAGGGCAUUGCAGAUGGUUUGAAGGAAAACAGGCAAGGCCGCAAAUGACAAUGCUGUGCUGAUUUAAUAUUUUUAGGCUUUUUAAUUCCUUCUCCAAUGUAUGACUGCUGGAUAUAGUUUGAAAAAAAAGUUUGAAGAAAAAAAUCUCAGAAAAAUUAUUUCUUAAUGUACCAUUAAAUAGAAUAUCAACUGUGAAUUCAAAAUAGGUUUUAUUACUUUAAAUUAUUUGAAUCUAGGGAACAGAACUAACUCCCUGGUGUAAAACUGUUACUCUCUUGGAAGUUUUCCUACCUUUAUUGCUUGGCAUGGAAGUUAAACAUCAGGAUGUAUACUCCCUCUGAAUGUAACGAAUGUGCAAUAUAUACUGCCUUUUCUUCUCCAAAUGAGAUUUUGGGCAGUAGGCCAAGAGGCACAUAAAAUUUUUCUACUAUGAAGGAAAUUCAAAAAUAUCCUUAGCGUACCUUCUCAAAUAUCCCCUUGAGUUAUGCUGAAAUUACUUCAAGGAAAAUACAUGCUGUAGCUGUCACCCACCCACUCACAGCUGUAAUACUGGAUAAAAAGUAUUUACAUCAGUGAUAGAUUUAUCAUAUUAGGAUUAAAAAGUUCAUUUAAAUGGGAAUCAAAGCUGGCAGAAAAAAAACCCUGCUACUAGAAGUGGUGAAAUGAAAACUGUAUGUGAUUAGAAGCUUUUAUUCCUGUAUGUCUCUUGACUGCAGAUGGAGAAAGAGUAUAAAUGACAAAAUAGCAAGGCUGGGAGACUUAGAAGGAAACAAGAAUUUCCAGGUGUUGUGUUUCUCAUAUCCUGGAACACGAAGACCUUGGGUUUUAUUUUUGAAGCAUAAAAAUUUCAAAGGUUUAGAUUUCAAAGGCUUAGAAUCCUUAAUUGCAUUAAUAGGUCUUCAUAGCCAAAAUAUAGUCAUUUACUCUGAGUUACCAUUUAAGACAGACCAUGAAAUUUUAUUAUCUCCUAAAAUGAAUCCAAUAACUUAAAACUGAACUAUAACCCCACUAUUCAGACAAUGGAAAAUGUUCAAUGCUCCUUAAAGAAACAUUCCCAUUGAGUAAUCAGUUUUGCUUUUAAACAGUUUACAUAUUUCUUCCAGCUUCCUCUUGACUUGGUUGACCUUGGUCUUGCAAAAUCUUUGUCCAGUAAAAAAGGGAUCUGGAUGCCCUCUUCUAGCAUUUUGCAGAGGUGGGUUCUUUUUACCCUUGUGUUUCUUUGUAAUUUUUUUUUCUGAUUUGCAGAACUAAAAACUAAUUGAGAAGUAUGGGGCAGAGUAUCUGAAAGCACUUUACAAAGCUGUGUCUGUUUCAAAUGGAUAAAAGCAACAGAAUUAAAAAAAAAAAGUGGAAGAAUAGUAAACAUAAUUCAUUUAUUCUCUGUCAUUUUCUAUCAUUUUGGUUCUUCUGUCACUUUGCUUGCUUCCAGGCAUGACAAACAGUUUCAAGACAAUUUGUGAAAUCACAGACAACAAGCAACACCCAGUCCAUUCUUAUUUCCACUCUGCAGAAGUUUUGUCUUUGAAAGACAUUCCACUAUGUAAGCUGUGUAAUUCAGAACAAUAAGGGACAGUCAAAAAAAGAUUCACUAUGCUUUCUGUUUUAAAAUAACUCUUUCUUGCUAAUAAUAGGAAAUAUCUAGUAAAUGGAUAUGCUCUGGUUCACAAACAACCUAUUGAAGGAGGGGGGCAGGGGGAAAGCUCAAACUUUCACAUCUGAAAACUGGUUCUUUAAAGAUUCUGCCAAGGCAGUCUAGCUGUGAAGUUUUCUUGCACUUUCAAAGAGCAAUUAAAAUUCUUUGAAAUCUCUCUGCCAGCUGCUGGGUCUAGUACUGAUCUCAAGGUUGCAUGGCUGUUUGUGUCUCCACAAACUAUGAGAGGAUGAAGAAAUAAGCAGGAGCUCUUGGAUCCAUCAGUAUUGUAAAUAUUGUAAUAGGACACUGAAGACAGAACAGAACCUCUGCCUUUGGAAGGCACACUACUAUUGUCCUGCAAAUUGCAACAGGAUGAUAAAAAAAAAGGCAAAAAUCUCCUGUAUCUUGUUAAAAUUAACCCUAACUUUUGAAGGGACUGAUAAAAUGCUGGAGGUACCGUCAGAAUGUCUGAAAGUUUGAAGUUUCAAAAAUAUUUUUCUGCAUUUCCCUUUGAAAAAGAGAACUGUUUAGCCAAGGUGGGUGAAGUGCAGUCUGAAAUAAUGUCUGGUUACACCAUGUAGCUGCAUCUCAUAUAACCCCAUAUAAUCCACUGAGAAACUGUGGGGUUUUUGUUUAGUAAUCUUAAGCAGUUACUAAGCUGUCUAAAAAGCCUGUGCUAGUAUUUUCAUGUUGCCAACACUUCUUCUGAACCAAGCCUAAAAGAUUGUCUUUGAUAUAAAGAAUUAACAUAUAUCCAAUAAACAUGAGAUCAGUAGAAAGCAUCCAUCACCUUACAGCAAAGGAGGCUUUGUUUCAUUUUAAAUGUGCUCUGUUACAGCAAGUUUGUCUUUCUCAGAAUAGCUAUGAAUUUACUAUAGAAACAGUAUAGAGCAUCAUGCCCUGAAGCAAAUAGAAGAUUUUCCCUUACAUAAAUUAAAAAGACAUUAAUGCUGCCUGCACUUGACCUUUCUGUUGGCCAGAGAAUAAAUUUCCCUAGGAAGUAUAUCUAAAGUGAAAAUAAAACAAUUUUUUCUUUUUUUCCCCCAUGGAAUUUUCUAUGCUAUGGCAUAACAGUAAUAAGAUAAACAAUCUUCAUGAAGUCUUUUUAAAAGCAUGCUCUUCCAGCAAACAUGUCUGGUCUCCAGGACUGACAUUUCCCUGUAGUCUUGCUUGGUUUUGUUGGCUCAGUCACAAAAUAAACAUGUUUGAAAAGAUAUUCUUUUAGUUACUGAUAGAGGACUACAUGAUACAAAUGCCUGAGAAUAAAUAUCAGUAACAUGGUUUAUCAUUCUUUCCAAAAUUGGCUGCAGAAACUAUUUUGGUAUUCCUGAGCAAUUUUUUAUUUUUUACCCCAUUUUUGUCUGACAUAGAGAGGAAGCAGCACAUUGAGCCCAAAGGUCUGAACUAAUGCUUUUACCUGUGGACCGUAGAGCACACUUAUCCUCAGUGCAAACUUGUCAGCACUGCUGGGUCCAAAAUUCUAUAGCUAACAGCUACAACAUUAUGAUACAUUAAUACCCUUUCAUAUGAUCACUGUAUUCAUCAUCUUCUGGAAACCUAUGAGACCACUGAAAACUUUAUAACUUAGAAAGGAUACUGUGUUGGUUUUGUAGAGGAAAAUAUUGUCAGAACAGUGUAACUUUUGGUCUGUGAGUUAUAAACUCAAAGGACAAAGUACAAAAUAAAAUUAAUCUUUUGUGUUAGGUAUAUCUUAUAGUAGACUGUGUUUCUCGUCAAUGUUGUUGGAGACUUUCUCUUCAAUGCUUGUUACACCACUUGAAAAUAAAAAGCAGUUCAGUUUUUUCA
Molecule: messenger RNA, 6306 nt
Organism: Phalacrocorax carbo (great cormorant)
Lineage: Eukaryota; Metazoa; Chordata; Aves; Suliformes; Phalacrocoracidae
Source: RefSeq, a predicted model, not a curated record